Messenger RNA from Cutaneotrichosporon oleaginosum, 1520 nucleotides. RefSeq lists its product as uncharacterized. Lineage: Eukaryota; Fungi; Basidiomycota; Tremellomycetes; Trichosporonales; Trichosporonaceae. The record is from RefSeq and is a predicted model, not a curated record.
AUUGACCAUUCAGAAUCCCUCACGCCCUGUGGUGUAGAGGGCGGGUCCACUCUCCUGCUUACAGCGACUGGCGACCGGGGUAGCGCGCGCGUCUUGCAAGAGCAAGAGCUCCGCGCCACAGAGGUCCACCUCGUGACUAGGGAUUGCUCCUCUCGCGACGCCUCCAUUGCAGGCCUGGGAGCUUGAAGUUGCCUUGGAGCACUCGUCGCCACAACAACUACAAGUAUAGCGUCUCAAUCUUGCCCCAGCUCUCACGACCCCAUUAUUCCUCCCAUCUUGCCAUCACACCUUAUCACCACCCCGACCCACGCCCACCCCGGCCGCACGGGCUCUCCGACUCAACGCCUCGCUCGCUCCACGCCAGAAGGACACACGAUGGCAUCGCCCAUCCACAAGUUCCUCUUCUCGCCUCCCCCCUCGCCGCCCUGUGAGACCGACACGGGAGCAGACUUCGCCCCUCUGAAAGCACUCGUGACGGGCCUCACCGCGCGCGAGUCCGGCAAGCCCCCCACCCCCCGCCUCGGCGAGUCUGACAUCCUCCCCCUCUCGCUUCCGGUGCCGCACAUGCGUGCGCCGUCGCCACUCGGCCGUUCCUCCUCCCCGCGGCGGGGGCAUGAUGUCGACAUCGAGGCGGGUGAGGGCGUUGCCAAGAGCUUCGCGCAGCGCACCCCGAUUCUCGCAAAAUUCCGCCUCGUCGUGCAGCGCUUCAUGCCCAACCUCCCGCGCCCCGUUGUCCGACUCUUCGCCUUUGUCGCUAUCCUUUUCAUCCUGGCCUCGUUCGUCUCGAGUGUCAUCCUCCCCGCCAUUUCUCCCCUUCCGCAGCCUCGCGCAGCCCGUCCAGUCGCCAAGAAGCCCCAGUGGACACCGAAGGCGUAUGUGCCCCCACAGGCAAAUGCGCACCCAUUGGUUGCUCCCAACCCCCGCGCCAUGCGCCCCGACCCCCACACCCUCCCCCCCACCCACGAGCUGCUUGCGCUGCAGAGCUUUGUCCUUGAGUCGCCCGCCAACGCCCUCGGCGAUGUCGACGUCUCCAAACCCCUCGACGCCUCCGACCUUCUCGGCACGCAUGCUACCCGCCGCCUCGGCAGCCCCGGCUCUCCCCGCGAGAAGCAGUGGUUCCAGGAGAUCGUCUCCGAGCACGCCAACUCGGUCGUGCUGUGGUACGGCUCGAUCCAGCCGCCACACUACGCGCUCGAGGGGAUCUCGGCGCGUCACGGAGAAGGCCGCCGCCCUACUCUCAUUGGCACUGCGCAGCGGAAGGACGGCGAGACUAUCGAGGGUAUCUUCGCGCGCUUGGGGCACGACUUGUCCGCAGCCCCCGUUCUCGUGAUUGGUGGGGAGGUGUUUGAUGCCACGCCUGAGCGCAUGAAGACGUUGCGGGAGAGCGGAGAGCUCACCCAGCGCCUGGAACAAAUUGGCUGGACCAAGUAGAGAGGGAGAAGAGUUCAUCAUCAACGCAGCCGUUUGAUGGUUGUAUGUCAUAGAUUAUGCCACCUGGGCCACCACAGAGAUCACCAUAC